Aspergillus alliaceus is the source of this 1603-nucleotide messenger RNA. Its product is annotated as rRNA 2'-O-methyltransferase fibrillarin family protein. NCBI's taxonomy places the organism in Eukaryota, Fungi, Ascomycota, Eurotiomycetes, Eurotiales, Aspergillaceae. The transcript is spliced from 3 exons. The record is from RefSeq and is a predicted model, not a curated record. Gene Ontology annotation, cellular component: small-subunit processome; box C/D methylation guide snoRNP complex; nucleolus. Gene Ontology annotation, biological process: box C/D sno(s)RNA 3'-end processing; rRNA methylation. The coding region runs from base 241 to 1179 and encodes 312 amino acids. Gene Ontology annotation, molecular function: RNA binding; histone H2AQ104 methyltransferase activity; rRNA methyltransferase activity.
GCAACAACGACGAGCAGCACGGCCUCGACCGAAUAUUGAAAGCAAGUGCAAGUGCGAUUAUUUUGCACAAGCUGCUUCGAAAGGCCCAGUGAUACCUGCGACUCACAACCUUGCCCAUAUUCAACGGGUUUAAUUACUUCCCUCCGGAAAAAUUUCUUCUGUUCUCGUUGCUAGUACAGCAACCUCAAUUCGAGACUUACCCAACCUUUAAAGUCGAUCCUUUUCGAUUCAUAUAACACAAUGGGCUUUGGUGCUCCCCGUGGACGUGGUGGACCCCCUGGGCGUGGUGGACGUGGUGCUCCCCGUGGAGGUGGUGGCCGCGGUGGCAGAGGCGGGCUUGGAAGCUCUCGUGGCCGUGGUGGACCCCGCGGUGGAGGUCGUGGUGGUCGUGGCGGUCCUCCUGGACGUGGUGGUCGUGGCGGUCGCGGCGGUGCUCGCGGCGGUGCUAAGGGUGGUGCCAAGGUUAUCAUUGAACCCCACCGUCACGCCGGUAUCUUUGUCGCCCGUGGUGGUAAGGAAGACUUGCUCGUCACCAAGAACUUGACACCCGGAGAGGCUGUUUACGGAGAGAAGCGUAUCGCUGUUGAGACUCCUACUGAGGAUGGUACCGCCAAUAAGACCGAGUACCGUGUCUGGAACCCCUUCCGUUCUAAGUUGGCUGCCGGUGUCCUCGGUGGUCUCGAUGAUAUCUACAUGAAACCUGGCUCCAAGGUUCUGUACCUUGGUUCCGCCAGUGGUACCUCCGUCAGUCACGUUGCUGAUAUUGUUGGACCUACUGGUAACGUCUAUGCUGUCGAGUUCUCUCACCGUUCCGGCCGUGAUCUGAUCGGCAUGGCCACCCACCGUACCAACGUCAUCCCUAUUGUUGAGGACGCCCGUCACCCUCUCCGCUACCGUAUGCUGGUGCCCAUGGUCGACGUCAUCUUUGCCGAUGUUGCUCAGCCUGACCAGGCCCGUAUCGUUGGCUUGAACGCUCACAUGUUCCUCAAGGAGGGUGGUGGUGUUAUCGUCAGUAUCAAGGCCAACUGUAUCGACAGUACCGCUAAGCCGGAGGUUGUUUUCACUCGUGAAGUUCAGAAGAUGAGAGAGGAAAGGAUUAAGCCUAAGGAGCAGUUGACUCUGGAGCCUUUCGAACGUGAUCACUGUAUCGUGGCUGGUAUCUACAAGCGUUCUGCAUAAAAGAAAAUGGGGGUCUGGUCUCUUUUCAUGUCUUAGUUCUUUAUGCUUUUUUUUCUGGCGUCAAGUGUUCUGUGAUAUGCUGAAAUGUUUCUCUUUUGCUAUCUCGAGGUUUCUUCUGAAUGUACUUUUUGAGUCAGAAAAUGUUCCACGGUUCCAGUUCCGGUUUCUUUCCUUGCAUUCAGUAUUGGAUCUAGUUGACUAUCUGCGAAGGAAUAGAGAGCUAUACAUUUCUGGUUUGCUAGAUAUCACAUUACCAUCCCUAAGCCGGUCUUAGGAUUGAACAUGUUUGUGAAGGAGCGUUCCUGCCUGCUAUUGUAGAAAGUUCUUCACAUCUUUAUGAAAAGAACAAGAACAAAUCGCGUGAAAGUCCAUAUUGUCUGGCUAGAGAACAUGUCGCCUGCCGAUAACGCGUUUCUCGGACUUU